Molecule: messenger RNA, 732 nt
Organism: Glarea lozoyensis ATCC 20868
Lineage: Eukaryota; Fungi; Ascomycota; Leotiomycetes; Helotiales; Helotiaceae
Product: Rof/RNase P subunit-like protein
Exons: 1
Coding region: 1-732 (243 amino acids)
Biological process (GO): rRNA processing; tRNA 5'-leader removal
Cellular component (GO): ribonuclease P complex; ribonuclease MRP complex
Molecular function (GO): ribonuclease P RNA binding
Source: RefSeq, a predicted model, not a curated record
AUGUCCACCACCAAACAACCCAUCGCCCAUACCCUUCUCGCCCGCGCCCAUUCCCCCUCAACAGCGCAAACCCUCUACACGACAAAACUCCAGUCGCGUCCCCUCUACCUCAAACCCUCCUCUCCUCCCCCGCAGACCGCGCAACAGGCUCGUCGUCUUGCGCGCACCUCCAAGUCCAAGUCGAAACGAAAGCCCAAACCGCUCACCUCCCGCGAAAAACAUGCUCUCCAAAAAGCUCACCCCAUAAAUCCGACGUACGCGCUCUACCUCCCUCUGCACAAGAUGUGGCAGGCGUACAUGCGUGAAGUUCUCGACGUCCCGAGGAGUCUACCGAUCAGCAGUGCGACGGCGGCGAAAUUGUGCUCAGCGGAUUAUCAUGGGGCGAUGUUGGAGGUGGUACGGAGUAAGUGUGUGGGGAGGGUUGGGCUGAAGGGGAUUGUGGUGCGGGAGGGGAGGGGAGUGUGGGAUUUGGUUACGGAGAAGGAUAGGUUGGUGAGGGUACCGAAGGAGGGGGGAGUUGUGAGAUUUGUUGUGCCGAUUGAGGAGGGGGAGGAAGUAAAGGCAGGGGAGAAGGGGGAGGGGGGAAAGAGUGAGGAAGAGGAAAGAAUAGAGGAGGGAAAAGAAGAAAAGAAGAAGGAUCUGGUAUUCGAACUCCACGGCGAUCAAUUCAUCUACCGCGCCGCCGAUCGGGCGAACAAGAAGUUCAAACCUCGUUUCCUACCAGAUCUCUGA